Molecule: messenger RNA, 13887 nt
Organism: Orbilia oligospora ATCC 24927
Lineage: Eukaryota; Fungi; Ascomycota; Orbiliomycetes; Orbiliales; Orbiliaceae
Exons: 5
Coding region: 1-13887 (4628 amino acids)
Molecular function (GO): protein binding
Source: RefSeq, a predicted model, not a curated record
AUGGACGAAGCUGCGAAAAUAGAUCAAGAUGCGAAAGAUCUGUACCUUAGAAUCCUUGAGAACCGCCAGGACCAGCUUUCGUAUCAAAAUUUUAGUCAGGAUGUACUGAAUGCGACCGUCCAUAUUGCCGCUGCCAAUGGUGAAGACGAUGUUGUCAGGAAGCUACUAGAUCAGUCCGAAGCCAGCCCUACCUCAUUAGACAAGGACGGGAAAACGCCUCUACACCAUGCUGCCGCCGGAGGACACUGCGGGGUGAUAAAAAUAUUGCUAGAGAGGGGCAAUGCACAACAAAGAUACUACAUUGAUACAAUAGACAACGCCAAGAAGGGCAAAGUGGCCCUCUACUACUCUGCGUCGGGCGGCCACGGGGAUGCCACCAAGCUUCUAAUAGCGGAGGGCGCAAAUUUGGAUGUCCGAAACGACUAUGGGCAAACCCUACUCCAUCAAUUGGCGGAGUCUGGGAAUGAAAUGGCGGUUCGAUUCCUAUUCGAGCAGCUUAGAAUACCGAGCAUCGACCUUGAGGAUAAUCUGUUAAACACGCCUUUAUAUGCUGCCGUUAAGCGGGGCCGUGCCUCAAUGGCUCGCUUGCUUGUCGAAUACGGAGCGAAUAAGAAUGUGAAAGACAAAGAUGGUGAAACCAUGUUCCAUAAGGCUUCAAGGACCGGGGAUACUAGAGCUAUCCAACCAUUGCUGGAGAUCGGGUUAGACCCAUUCGCACUGACCAAUAAAGGUGAAAAUGUACUAUACACUGCAGCACGACAGAAGCAAGAGGGGUUUAUGAAGGAAUUGCUUACAGUCAUAAUCUCAAAACAUGGUAUUACUGGAAAAGCUCUGUUCUGCGCGCGAGAAGAUGACCCCAGUCGCUGGGGCCUCCUUCACCAGGCGGCGAGUCAAGGCUGCCUCGAUACCAUCAAAGCCCUUUUAUCUGUCGCCGAAGAAGCUGGAGUUGGGUUGGAUAUUAACGAACUUGACAGCCUCGGUCGGCCGCCUUUAUACCUUGCAGCCGAGACUGGAUGCCACAAGAUUGUUGAGUUAUUGGAGGCUCGAGGAGCAAAGGUUGACAUCCUCGACGCCCGGGGCCGAACGUUCCUUCACCGCGCCAUUCGUGAAGGCAACGUGGCUGCCGCGGAUAUCUUCGCAACACGCGAAACCAGUCCGAACCUCAAUAGUAUCAAAGACAAUGAUGGAAACAUCCCUCUACAUCUUGCCGGCGAAAACGCCUACGAAGCCGUCAAAAGCCUGUUGAAAAAAGAAUUGGGGUCGUACCUCACCCAACGCAAUACGUUGGGUCGGAACCCUCUGCACGAGGUUGCAGCAAGUAAUGAUAGUGCAGCGCGAAUUUUGGGGUUAUAUCUCCAAUACGGAAAGCCCCUAUGGCUAAGAUAUUUCAAGGAUGGAAACGAUGAAAACGCUCUUCAUCUUGCGGUAUUGAAGGGUAAUAUUCAAAUGGUUCGCCAGCUUCUUCAUCCUGACCGUCUAGCCAAAAAACAGAUCGAAGCGAAGGAUAAGGCUCUCGAAACUGCUUUGCACAAGGCAGCAAGGUACGGUUAUGUUGCCAUCGUUCAGCUACUCCUCGAGAAGGGGUCUAGUGAAGUAGAGCGUGACAUAAGAGGAAGAAUACCUUUACACACAGCCGCUAGAGGUGGAAAGAGUGAGGUUGUCAAAGUCUUUAAGUUCCGGGUCGGUCUAACCAACGAAAAUGUAAAGGUUACUUGGGAGGAAUAUGAAGCGUUCAAAGAUAAUGAUCACAAGACACCAUACGAGCUUGCAGUCGAGUCCGAAGAUGAAGCUACAAUCGAGUUAUUCAGCAAACCCCGCGAUCCCAACGAUACGUCCGCCGAAGCUACCUGUGAAAGUAGCCAAAAAGAGGUGCUACCACCUCAACAUGGAGCGGAACAAGACAAUGAACCGGACUCGGUACAGGAGGCUCCCAAGGAAUCGGAGCGUGAACAAACACCGGAGCGGGAGACAAUUAAUGGAUCGCAGGAACAGGGCCAGGACCGAGCUAGCACUAAACGGGAGAAUAGCUCAGAAGGUUUAGCUCACCAGACUAGCGGCUUAGGGAUAGUCUCGAGUCCAGGUCCCGCUGAGCGACAACCGCCGCAACACAUAAUUGACAACGCCAUUCCAAGCCGUAGCCCCGAGGACGUCGACGAUUUUACCCCAACAGAGGAAGCAGGAUUGCCUCCUACGGUUAUCGUUAGCCAAUCUCCAGGUGAUGAUCCUCCGAUUGGUGAAACGGACAACGGUAAUAACCUGGACGAGCUUUCUUCUGAUAAGGAUUCAACUUCUAAUGGCCACAAGAAUACGCCUAUCCGCGAGAAGCAAGGCAGGGAGGGUCCUCCUGAAAAAUUGGAUGUCAAGCCGGAUUACCUUGAGAAUAUAAAAGUCUCUAAUCCUCGACCCAUUCUAGAUGUUGAAGAGCCUAGGCUUGAAGAUCCUGAAAAUACAAACGCGAUCGCGAGCCAUAGCCAGGAAGAUAAGGACCGCUCGGGAACGGACGAUGAAAAGCCUAUUACCCAAGAAGACUCCACAGAGGAUAACCAAGUGGAUGUGAAUAACUCCACUGAAGGACGCUCCAGUGAUGGCGAUUCCACCAAGGAAGCGCAAGCCCCCGAGACUACAGGAGCUACUACAAAUAUUUCAUCCCAUAAGGAGAACACAGUCACGUAUCCCAUCAGCGAUAACCCUGAAGCACUAAAAGAUAUCGCUGAAAACUCCCCAAGCGGCUAUGAUCCUAUUGAAAUUUCAAAGGGUGUCGUUGGCUCUGAGAGUGCUGGCGAUUUUAUAAACGCUGGUAGUCCCUCGGUCUAUUCCCCUCCACGUAGCGACGAAAUUCCUAAAAAGCCCGUCAUCGACGUCAACGGUGAACCCAAGCCUGAGGCGACUCUAGAGCUUGAAGUUGGACCUGAGGCUACCAAAGAAGAAAAUCUCUCUGGCGAAAACUUUCCACACGAUAGCUACGGCCCUUCCGAAAGCGUUUUAAAUCCUAGCCACGAUUUAACAGACGUUAAUCUAAAAACUGGAGAGACAAACUCUACUCCCGUCCGUGGUAAUAUUCCUGAAAGUAUCAGUGGUGGCCCUGCGAGUACCGUUGAGGCUGGGCAGCUUCCAAAUCCGAGCCCCGAGGACCACCUUAGUGAUUCCGCGAGAUCCGAACCCGUUGAUUAUGCUGGGUCGGAGAAAACUGCUGAACCGGAGCAAAUCACCCCCACUGGACUAGACCACCUUAAUACUCCUGGGUCACACCACAUUGGUUCUGCUGGAAAAACUCACGUUGAUUCACAAAUGGACACCGCUGAGUUAGAUAAGAUUAAGUUUCCUAGGCCAGCGAGCGUUGCCUCUGCUGGAAUGCAACAUGUCAAUUCCGCUGAAAUGGAAAAUAUUGAUCCCGUCGGGCCAGGACCAAUUGGUUCUCCGGAAACAGAACAGAAAGACUCUGUUGAAGCAGAACCCACAGGUUCCGCUGCAUCAAGAGAAAUCAGUGGACCAGAGCGCACUGGUUUUAUGGGAUUAGAUGGCAAAAGCUCUUCUGGGUCAAAUUAUCUCGAAUUUGAUGAAGUAGAUACCGAUUUCGCUGAACCACAAAAUAAUAUUGAUUUAGUCGGACCAGCCAGAGCUAGUCAUGCUGGGGUUGAGCGAAGUGAUUCUGCUGAAUCGGAACCCACAAAUUCCACUAGACCAAUACAACCCAGUCUACCAAAGCACAUUGAUUCUAUUGAAUCAAAUGAUGGUAACUCUUCUAAAUCAGAGUGUCUUGAUACCGAUGAAAUAGAGAGUACCGACUCCGCCGAAAUAUUAACACAAAAUAUCGAUUCCGCUGGGCCUGAGGAAUCGGAAAUUAGUUCUCCUACGGUUGAGCAAAGCAAUUAUGUUGAAUCGGGACCUAUGGGUUCCACUGAAUCAGUACACAUCACCGAACCAGAGCCCACGGGUCCGAUCGGAUCAGAAGACGUCGACGGUAGCUCUGCUAGAUCAGAGGACCUCGAUCCCGAUGAAAUUGAAUACACCGAUCCCGCUGAAGCACGAAAUAUGGAUCCCGCUGAACCAGAGAAAAUUGAUUCUCCCAGGGUGGAGGAAAGCGACCCUACUAAAUCAGAACUCAUAGACUCUGUUGGAUCAGUACACACCGCUGAAACGCAAAAUACGGGUAUCGCUGGACCAAAGCAAAUCGACCCCCACGGGGAAGAACCAAAUGAUUCUGCUACAUCAGAACUCAUAGAUUGCCCUACACCAGAGCUCAUUGGUUCGACCGGGUCAGGAGGCGGUAACUAUCCUAGAUCAGAGUACCUUGACUCUGGUGAAAUAGAUCAAGCCGAUCCCACUAAAACACAGAUUAUUCAUCCCCCACAACCAGAACACGGCGAUUCUACGUCUAGACCAAAGCACAUUGAGCUUGCCAGAGUAGAACAAAGUGAUCCUGCUGAGCCAGAAUCCAUAGAUUUGGCCGGUUCGGUGCGCAUCGCUGAACCAAAGCCUACCGACCCUACUACAUCAGAUUAUAUUAACUCUGCUGGAUCAAAUAACAUUAAUUCCGCUGAAAUCGAACAAAUUAAUUCCGCUGAAACGAAAGAUAUUGAUUCGGCUAGAAUAGAAAAGGGCGACUAUGGUGAACCAGAACCUAUAGAUCUCGCUAGCUCCGCUGAGUCGGAGCGCAUUGCUGGACCAGAGCACAUCAACCCCGCCACAUCAGAUCACAUUAAAUCUAUCAGACCGGAUCACAGUGGUCCUGAUGGAGUAGAUAUCGUUGAUUCCACUGAAUCAGGGCAAACUGCUGGACCAGAUGACAUCGGCUCCCCUAUAUCAGAUGACAUUGACUUUGCUGGGCCACGGCAAAUUGAUUCCACCGGAGUAGAACGUGCUAAUUCCUCUGAAACACAAAAUCAUGUUUCCAUUGGACUAGAGCAUAGUAAUACUGGUGGAUCAGAAGUCAAGGAAUCUCCUGAAUCGGGGAACAUUAUCGGAUCAGAGCGCAUCGCUGUGCCGGAGGAAAUUGUCUCCCCUGAAUUAGACCGUGUUAGCUCUGAUGGAUCAGAGGAUAUUGAAUCCGCUAGAUCAGAUUGCAACUAUGCUGGAUCGAAGCACGCUAAUUCAACUGGAACGGGACAAAGCGAUCUUGAUGGAACAACCCCUGAUGGUGACCCAACUACACCAGAAAUUAUCGAUUCCAGUAGAAUAGAAUAUUUUGAUUCAGCUCCUAAAAUUGAACAAGAUGAUUCUGCCGGGAUGGGAUCUGUUGACUCAGCUGGAUCAAAUCAUACCGAUUCUAAUAAUAUAGAACAUGUUGAUUCUACCGGAUUAGAGCACGCCGUCGGUCUAAAGGGUAUUGGUUCUACUGAACUAGAACGCACAUACUCUGCUGGAUCAGAACAUAGCAAUUAUUCUCCUGAGCUAGAGCACAUUGAUCCCGCUGAAAGAGAGCGCGACGGUUCCGUUGAAACGGAAUCUAUUCUCCUUCCUGCUGAAACAGAGGAUAUUAUGCCCACUGGAACAGGAAAUAACGACGCUGCCUCAGCAGAACAUAUGAAUUUCGCUCAAUCAGAUCACAAUGAUUCAAGCGAUGACGAUUCUCUCUGUGAUAAGUCAAGCUCUGAUUCGCAGGGAAAUUGCGGAGAAAACUCACAAAAUACCCCCAUACCCAACCCUCUCGACAUAAAUAGAACCAACUCACCAAUCAAACUUCGUCACGAAAAUAGCAAUGCUACGGACAGCCUAGUCUCGUCCCCAGAGGACAGCCUUGUUGACGGCUCUCCUACAGCUCCUUCUUUUAGCGCUCCUAGUGAUACUGCUGUAGCUAGUGGAACCGUUCCCGUCGACAACGUAAAAAAUACGCCCGAACCUACCGAUCUAAGUGAGAUUAGCAUGCCGACUAGUCCAUCUACCAAAAAUUCUGGUGUCGGCACACCCAACGAGGCCGCGAGUUGUGCCCCUUCUAGCAUAUUUGGCGAUGCUACUAGAGCCAACGAAAGCGACGGAGUCGUCCAUGCCGAAACUCCAGGUAGCGCUGGCACCUUAGAAGAGGAUUACAAUGGUACCAUCGAAAACAAAGUCGAAAUCGGAAAAGAUGACAUAGCUCCAGAGGCUACAAGCGCUCCUUUCGCUACAUCACCACCGAAUCCCUCAGCUUGUGAAUCACCCGUUGGGGACUCGAGCAACAUAAGUAACGAUGCGAAUGUUUAUGGCAAUGAGAGCGUGGGAUCCGAAGUCGUAACGCUGAGCGAGCCAUCUCAGUUCACGACUGGAUCAGUUUCUUCGAAUUCGAAUUCUAAAGAACUUCUAGGAAAUGAUACCACAAAGUCGUCACAGAAAAUUCCUAUCGGCGAGGACCCGGAAAUCUCUGAAAUGGUAGAUAGCUCGUCAAAUCACCGUGAUCGCUCUGAUAAAAUAUGCAGCGACCCUGGUUCGCAGCUUGUACCAGUCAAUAAUGUUGGCGAUGGGACCAAUAUAAAUACCAGCUCGUCGCCCAGGGAAAGUGUCCACGGAGAUAAUCAUGAUCAAACCGAUCUCCCGGUUCCUGAAGCUCGUAUCGAUAGCAUAGAUGAAGGCAGUGUUGAUGGCCCCGCCGGAGCUCAUCCUAACCUUCCGGAGAAUUGCAAUAAUGAGGAAGGUAUCUCAACAGUUGGCGGUAUCGAAAAUCCUCCAAAGGACAACCUCACCGCUAAUGCCACAGAUGGUGAUAUCUCAAAAGCUCAGGGGAAUAACAGCGAUCCCACUACCAGUAGUGAAAAUUUAGUACCCCAUAUUCGCAAAGAGAGCAUUGAUGAAGUUCGGGAACACCCUCUUCAUGAUGACAAUGACGAGAGUGGGUCUGCCGCAAACAGCAUCUGCCCAAAUAAAAAUUCUAGCAAUAUUAGUGCUACGGAAGAAAAUCCUAUUGGAGAAAGAGGUCACUCACCGUCUCUAAAGGAUAAAUCUGCUUCCUUCAAUGACGAUGCUGAAACCAAAGACAAGGAAAUCACUGAACAGGAUGAUACUACUGGUCCAAAGCAAAAUUCUCCUAGUUCAGCCUCUGAUGAAAUUAUUCGAGAAGGCGAAAAUGAGAGAGGUACAGACAAAUCUAGCGAUACCGCCUUAGAUAGGGUCGGCGGCAAUGGUUCUGUUGGUAGUGGUCUAGUCGACGAAAGUCCUUAUACCACUAAUAAUCCUGCCAACGACAAUACCGACAAUAAUAUUAUAACGGAGAGCGCAACCGGACUCUCGCCAGCCCAAGAAAAUGCGUCUAGCUCUACGGAUCCCAAAAUCCUUGAACAAGAGCAUAAGGAAGAAAACUAUAGGUCCGAGGACUGUGUGGACGGGAUCGCUAGCCCGGGGUCUGCUACUUCUAGUUGUACAGAUUUUGAAAAAUUACGAGAACACUCUUCAGAAGGCGAAGACGUUAAUGCGGCUUCAACCAACCCUAGUAGGCCCGGUUUGGAGCAAAGCGCUAGAAGCACUACUAAAGGUCUAGACCCCACAGACGUGGACCACGGCAAAAAGGACCCCGCAGUAGGGGAUAGAAGUGGAGUUAGCCGUAGUGAAGCUGCUACGGAGACCGACAUUCCCCACCAAGGGAACACCAUGAGUUGUUCAGAUCCCAGCCGCGAAGCUAUUGCAAGUGGGCCUGAAAACUCAGAAAGUACUAUCGAAGAAAGUCCUCAAGCAAAACUUACAGAAGAGAGUAAAAGAACCUCUGGUCCAGAUGGUGACAUUAGUGAACCUUCAAGCGAAGAUGAGGUUUCCCCAGAACAAUUCACCCCACGAAGCAAUGCCAUCGACGAUGAUCCCAUAGAGAUCACACCUAACGUUACUAGGACGCAAGUUGAAAAGGCUGGCAGUGAGACAAAAGCCAAAGGCUAUCUAGUAGGAGAUAGCAGCAAUACUCCUAACGAUCGCGAUCCCGAGGCUAGUUAUUCUCGGAGACCUAGCAUUUACUCUAGUCCUAGCCUCUCUCCUAUAAACCCACCUGAGGAAUGCGAAAACAGGACGAAUAUUGAUACUGGGAUCCCUGAGGAGAUUGGAGGCAUAGGAGAAGCCAAUAUUGACAAUGGUGGUAUUCAAGCACCCGAGAAACCUCAAAAUGAUGUCAUUGCCCCUCAACCGGCGGAACUAGAAACUAGUAGUGAUGGUCCCCAGGGAAGUGGAAUUCAGACUAGUUUCUCUGCAAUCCCCUCGCAACCCGAGGCCAGCAAUCAUAGUCCUAAAAUGGAUCAUGUCGAUACCUAUACUCCGCAAAUUUUGACACCUGGCAACCAUGGUCCUGAAAACAACAUGAGUGAUGAUUCCUAUCAAACGUUGCCCCCAAAUAACGAUCCCCUGUAUGACGCAGGAGCAGUCGAUACUGAAGUCGAUACUGAAGUCAAUACUCCUCGAUCGCCAGUCCAGGGAAAUACUAGUGACUAUGACCUUGAGGCGGGCAAUGUCAACAUCGAUGCUUCUAAGCUCUUGGAGCCCGAGACCAGUGGUCAUAUUUGUGGAGGCUGCAUGGAAAAUCACACGGUCCAACCAGGGGCGCCCUCAGCUAGCGAGCUUGAGAAUACGUCUGAAGGAGGCUACACCCUUGAAGAUACACCUCAACCAGAAUCACAGUUCACUCCUGAGGACCACGAUCUUGGGAAAGCAGUUACUCCGCAGCUAAUUGACGAGCCUCAUGAUGACAAAGCCCAGGGAGCUAGAGAUCACACCUAUAAUGAUACCAGUCCUUGUUCCCGGACGUCAGAAAUGAAGGAGCCACUUGAUUCAGAGAAUGACCCUCAACCAAGAACAUCAGCACCAGCAUCAAAGACUACCAGUCAUCAUUCUGAAAGAGAUAACGCUUAUGCAGAAACGCCUCAGACACCGAUAUUUGAUCUCAGUGACCAGGACACUGGAAACCUGGGUGCUGCCACCGGUGAUCCUCAAUCCGUGGUUCCUAAGGAACUCGAUCAUGGUUAUGACUCAGAAAAAAACAAUUCUGACGAUGCCACUGCCGCUGUGGUGUCUAAGAUUGUUGAUAAUGUCGAAAGCCCUCGCACAAAUACUGCCAUUGAUAACGCCCCUCAGUCAAGAUUACCAAUCAAAUCCGAGACCAGCGUCGGUAUUAUUGUAGGGGAUGAUGAUUACAAAAACUCUGGCGCUCCCGAGCUCCCGAUGCCUCACCCUAGCAAUAAUGGUUCUAAAAAUGCCGAUAUUGAUGAUAAUAAUCUUGAUGCUACGGGAUUGGAGACAAACCAUCCUUUUGAGAGACUCGACGGCGAUUCUGGAGCUUCUGAAAUUGUGUCAAUGCCACCUUCCCCAACCGCUAUCCCUGAUCCCGGGAACAGCGGUCAAGGAAAUAGCAGUACGAGUUUCAGUACGUCUCAGCGUGCGGGGCCUGAUAAUACUGACCAUGCUCCUCCACAACUUGACGUCGACUGCGGAGACCCAGAGCCAGGGGCGCCUGGUCAUACCUCUGAAAAACUCGGUACCGGCGCCACUGCUCACCAGCCCGUUGCACCUCAGGUUAGCCAAGAUGCUCCCCAGAAAGAGGGCACCGGUUCCAAUACUCCUCAACUCGCGCCUUUGAUAUUCAACAACCAUGAUUCCGGGAAAUCUGAUGCAGAUACCAAUGAAGUUUCGCCUGCAUUGUCUGGGACCAGUAGUAUCGCUGAAAAUAACGAUAUUAACACCAUUUCUCCUCAAUUGACAGGAACCAAGGCCAAGGAUGCUCCUGGAAAAUCCGAUAAUAGCAGCGGCAUCCCUACGCAGGUGGUUCGCAGUACUGAUGAAGUUUCGAAUGCUCCUAGCGAGUGUGGUGUAAUCGAGCAUUCUGAUCAAUCUGAGGUCGUAGUGUCUAAAGGCAGCCACAAUCAAGAGGAGGGCGGUACUAAUGACAAUUCAUUCCAAAAUACGGUUUCCCAUGGUGGCAAUUGUCCUGAAGAGGUCGAAACUGUUGACAGUGCUCCUCCGCAGCCGUCAUCCAAAGAUAAAAAUACUUUAGCAAAAACGGAAACAAACGACAGUUUCUCAGACCCUGCAGUUCUUACACCUAAACCCACCCUUGGAGGGGUUUAUAGUGAUAGUAAUGACUAUCAGUCUACAGAUACACUAUCUGAAACUGGUAGUUCCCAUGGAGGAUUCGAUCCUAAUGGCAGUGACGAGCCUCCUGCGGGUUCUACGUCUGAGCUCAAGCCUAGGCACACUGCUGAAGUCGUUGGUCUCGAUGAAAACCACCCCCAGCCUAAUGCCUCUCAAAUGGAUGGGAAUGGACCCGAGCAAAAAGAUGUAACCAACACGCCCCAAGGCAGCGAGAACAUAUCUCAGUUGGAACUAAACGGGCCCCCAAUUUUGAGCAUCGCAAGUAGUGGUAACGAAGGAAAUCCUAAUCAAGAAAUCGGCCAACCCGGCGUACUUACAGGACCUUUGAUUACGACAACCUCUCCGCCUCCAAAGAUUCUAGAGGCCCAUGAAACAGCAAGGCCAGCUCUGGGUAGAGAGGAGAGCAAUCCUUCAGACAUUAUAACUCCACAGCCGCGUAACAUGGAACUCGAAAUCCCUAGGGGUGAUCAAGAAGAGGAAGGCUCUGUGACAUUGGCAAUCAGCGGAAACGAACCUCAAAGUCAUAUCAUCCCGGCGAAAGACAAUGUCCCCCAAAUACCCGAAGCUAACGCUAUUGAUGCGAUCGAGAACCCCUCACCAAACAACUUAGAAAAUUCUAGUCAAGAAAAAGACAGUGAUAAUCUUUCGCAUACAAUUCUGCCUCCUCAAGGUAACCUCAAUGAGGGUCCUAUAGGAGAUCCCGUCACGGAUUCGUUUAGCGGCGAUGCCAAUUUAGCCAACGAAAAUCGUGAUAACUGGGAAAGAGUGUGCGAUGGUACCACCAAUACAAUUUCAGACGGUGAUACUGCAUCUCAGAGCACGAUCAAUAGUAGUGCCAAAGCUCCCUAUCAUGAUUCAAGCGGUUUCCUAGAAGAGCGUUCCAAUAAUUCGAAUAAUGGUUCCCCUCCAAAAUCAACCACCACCAUCUUAAAUCCUAGUCUCGUACCCAGCUCUAAUCCUAAGAAAGCCCUAGACAACAUCGAAGCCUCCCCGAAGGAUCUUGAAGGCGGGGAUUUUGAAAACACCACUACUGGUAAGGCAGCUACCAGCAACCCUCAUAACAAUAGCGAAGAGAGCGACGAUAAUGAAGACGAAAUUUUCUUUGUAUCGGAAAAUACAACAGAAGACUUUCCAACAUUUUCUACAGGGACAACAAAUAACCCUGACGGAAAAAUCUCUGAUUCCCUGAAUCGAACUCCUGCUAGCCCUAUAUCUUCUAAGCCAUGUACUUCGAAUCCUGUUCGCACCAACCAAAUAAGCCAGUCCCGCGACCAACCUGCAGAGGCUUCUAGUGCUCAGCUAGGACCUAUGGUCGAAGGCCUUCAACAACCCACCGCUGAAAACACCAAUAAAUUCGAACUAGACUCUAUUAAAAGCCCCUCCCCCGUUGAAGAAAAUUCUACUUCAAACAGCAGUGGCCACGAUAUCGCCCAUCUACGUGAGCCCAAUUCUUCAGAUUUGAACACUGUGGAAUCCUCCGAGCCCCAGAAGCCUGGCGAUGACCCCCCUCUUCCAUCCUCUACAACAAGUAACAGCGAGGAAUCAAGUGCCGACCAAUCUAAUGGGCCCUCUAUUAGUUUCUCUGAGCAAAACAACCCCAAUCUUGCACGCCAACCUUCACUCGAGCCACUCUCUCAAACAUCUGGUCCAACACCGCCCAUUCCUGCCAGCGUUGAAAUCGGGUCCAACCGUGAGCUACUCCCUAUAACACAAACGACUGGGGGUGAUAGUGAAUCUAUCAAAUUCUCUGAAGCGACCCGUGGAGAUCCUUCUGAGCAGUGCUUCAUUAUAGAAAAUGGUUCUGUUGAUGAAAAUAUUGCUCCGGUCAACCUUGAACCUAGCGAUACUCAGCCACUUCAAAGUCCUGCCAAUAAAGAUAGCGCAGAGAAUACACGGGCUGUUCAGAUAAUACCCACUACUCCAGUGACAGCAAGUGAUGCGAUUCAUGAUUACCCAGGACCCCAAUCGCAAGAAGCUAUCAACACUGAAGAUCCAAGUGACAGAACAAACGAGAAAUCUACGAUGCCGAUAAGGCCCGAAAAUUCCCCGCCCAACAACACCACCACCACGAUGGAGGAGCAUGUUUCAGACUGUAAUAAAGGCCUACCCGAGGAAGAGGCACCAGAUACCGAAGCUUUAUCACCAUCCCCCCUCUUCAGUAACUUUCCAAACGUUCCUUCAAGGAGACUUAUGGGGCCAGAAAGUUCAAGUGAUCCUGUCCAUCACAAAGGGUCAGACCCUAAAAAAGUAGUUAAUAGUCUCGAUGUGGACACACCGUUGAUGUUUCAUCCAAAUUCUCCCUUUUCCACACAGUCUAGUGACCCUCAGGGCUCAUCCGCCCAAGAUUCCACUGAAGACAUUUCAGGCGAUUCCACAAAGUCUGGAGCCACAGUAGUAGGGCUAGGGGUUAGCUUACCUCAAAAUACCACUACCGAUAAUAAUCAUGGCCAUUCGACCCCUGAGGCUGCCACUAAUUGUGAGAGCAGCUUGAGCGGUGGUAAUUUAGAUACCGUUGGUGCUUCACCAUCGCGGCUGAACAAUACCACUAUAGUAGCAACUACAGCAGCCUCGGAAAAUGCAACUAUACUACAAAUUGCGGGCCCAGUAAAAAUCGAUGUCAUUCCGGCGGGAACUACGGCUUCAAAAAGUACAAUAGUAGUACCAUCAACGACAAGCUCGCCUUUGAACGGUAUGAAUAUAGAGCUAGUUGCACUGACUCCUGAGGCUAAAAGUAUCCCACAACCAACCUCAAACCUACUAUCGAGCGGUAACCCUGCAACGGUAGCUGGAAUACCAUCAGAUAGCACAAGGGCUCUGUUACCAGGAGCAAACCCAUCAUCGGGCAAUGCCGCUGCACCAGAAACCCCUGUAGCCCAAAAUAGAGCACUUACCUCACCAUCAACCACAGGUCAACCAUUAAGCAGUGCAGAUGAGGCAAUAGCUAAAGUACCAGCGAGCAAUAUUGUUGUAACGGAAACAGUGGUACCCUCAAAUGGUACAAGUAGUUCAUCGAUCACGAACUCACUAUCGGGUGGUAGCCCCGUGGGGGUGAUUGGAAAUGCUUUACCGCCGCCAGCAAACACGCCAUCGAACGGUGUCGCUGCACCAGAAAUUGCAGUGAACCCAAAUGGUACAGAUGCUUCACCAUCAACUACAGGCUCACUAUUCAGCAGUACACCUGUGGCAAUAACCAAAAUACCAUCGAAUGGCACCUCCGCAACAGAAACCGGAGCAACUGGUACAAAUACUUCGUCGCCGGUCACAAACCCACUACCGAGUAAUACCCUUGCAACAGCAACUGGAGCUCCACUUAACAACGUUACUACAGCCGGGAAUUCAGUACCCUCAAAUAAUACGAGGACUUCACUAUCGAUCACAAUCCCGCAAUCAAACAGUGCACCUGCGCCGACGGCUGGAUCAUCCCCAGAUAAGACAAGUGCUUCACCGUCAGCUGUAAAUGUAGAACAAAACAAUGCUUCUCCAACGGCAACUACAACGGCUCCAAGCGGUACAAAUGCUUCACCGUCAAUCCGAAAUUCGCUGUCAAAUGGUCUCAUUGUAGCAAAGGCUAGUGUAACUUCAGCUGCGUCCUCCAUUAAAAAUUGGUUCUUCUCAACUUCUACUCCAGCCAAUAGCGGUAACCCCCGUGGUACCCAGUCAGACAUCCGUGAGACCAGUCAAAACGGAAAUUCUCACGAUGCUGAAUCUAGUGCCGCAAGUACUUCUGAUUGGGAACUCGUAGACUUCAAGGAGGAAUCCGGAUACAUUUACUCUGUCGGGGUCUCCACCGGUUUCCAAAUAUCAUACUACGAUAUCAUAUCUUUAAAUGGUAACGUGACUCAAGCUUAUCCUUGA